CAUUAUCAACACGAGUUAGUGUUGUUGCCCAAAAAGCGUUUUUUUUCCCUCUAUGAUAUAAAUUAUUAGCCGGUUUUAAGAGAAUUGGGGAGGCCCGCAAGUGUAUUUAUUUCUUAGUUACAUCGUGAGUUUAGUUGUGAAGGGAACUUUUAAUUACUGGAUUUUUUAAAAGACAAAUCGUUUGCUUCAUAAAAUUCUGAAAACAAUGUGGUUGGGGAUUUUAGGCGUAAAAAUAAAGAACACUUUUAUGGUGGCCGGGUGGUGAUUGGAGCUGUUUCAACUGCGGUGUCUCUUAGCGCUCCUCACCGGGCAUCAGUGCAGUCCAAGCCGCUACAAAGAUACGGGGACAUCCCGGUGCGACGAUGACAUGAAUGUAAGUAGAAGUGAACCUAGCGUCCACAUGUCCACACUUCACCGUCCGUUAGAAUGUUCCUGAAGAAUGUUCCACGUGUGGUUGCACUGCAGACAGAAUGGAGGCCAUACGGGCCAAUCGGAACCUUUAGCCUUCCUAUAUGCUUCACUGACUCUGAAAGAGAUUUAUCAACCACUGACACACCGAUCCCAGAUAAGGUCCAGAUGAUCAUAGAAAGCCUGAGAAGCACUCAAUCCUCUAUUGAUAUGAACAAUGACUACAACGACAGCAUGCAGGGAAAUCAUGCCAGAGCGAAAUGCUCUGAUGGGCCAACAAGUCGUGAAGCACAAGAGGUGAUUGAGAAGAAAGCAAUGGAGGACGCCAAGCCAGUCCUGCUUUCUAAUUCGGACGCAGCAGAAUAUGAGUCUCUGGCUCAAGAUUCCGAUAGUGAUGACUCUGUGGAUAGAGACAUAGAAGAGGCCAUUCAAGAAUAUUUAAAAAAGAAAAAUGAUUACAGUGCCCAGUCCAUUCAAAAUAAUGCCCCAUGUGACAAAGUGGUUAUUAGGGGCCGUGCUCCUAAGAAAAUUGAAAGUGCCGUUCUUCCAGUUAACACUGCUAAAAAGAAGGAGGAACCAAGAGAUCCCCUAAGAUUAAAUACCAGUAAGAGACUAAGGUGUGUCUCGUCUUCCAGUGCAAGCAGUGAUGAUUCUUUUGACCAAAGUAUUCAGGAAGAAAUCAAACGCUUUUUGACUAAAAAGAAGGAACAUGCAGGGGAAACGCACAUCUCCAAAAAGCCAAAAUCCACACCGCCUCCUGUUAAAAGUGAGAAAUCAUCAGCUGAAGUUCGUUUGCACUUUAAAAAAAACGCUAUCAACAGAACCUUUGUAUCUAGCAAUACUGUUACCACUCAAACUACAAGAGAUCCCAGUGAUAAUUUUCAAAUCUUUUGCAAAGUGGAUGAUAACUUGUCAGAUUCCAGCAGCGAUGAUGGAAUUGAAGAAGCUAUUCAGCGUUACCAGCUGGAGAAACAGAAAGAGAAAGAGGGAGACGUAUUCAAGUUCUCAGGAUCAACACAAACCCAGCCCAGUUUGGAUUUGUGUGCAGCUCAAGGUGCUCACAUAGUUAAGCAUCAGAAGAUAUUGAGCAGGAAAAAGAAACGGAGUGACUCCAAACCUGCAGUGUCAACCCACAACAUAAGCAAAGACCUGGACACGGAGGAAGUCAGAGGAAAUGUUUCUCCUUCACCUGAGAUGGUCAGAUUUGAGCCGACAUUUCCUCUGAAGGGAAAUACAUCUGCUGAACUGAUGUGCGCUGAAGCUAUAUUGGACAUUUCCAAAGCAGUGCUGCCAACCACAAUUCAACCAAGUGUAAUUGUUACAAAAGCUUGCACAAACACCAGUCCGCUUCCCUCGGGAGAUGUGCCUUAUUGCUCAGAGAACAGUGACAGCAGUUCAGUGGACAGUGACGACGGCAUAGAACAGGAGAUCCGUAAUUUCCUGGCACUUAAGGCGCAAAUGAACAGUCAGCCAGCCAGCACUGGCAGCCUUGUACAAAAAGAGGAAAGCACUUGUGCACUGCAGCAGAAGUUUCCCCCUUCCCGAACAAAGAAACUAAGCCUCUCUCUGUCACGUAAAAGAAAACUGAAAGACGUGGAAAGUGUCGCACGAGAAGGUGUGCCACAAGAAAACCACAUAAAAGAACAACAGCAAUUAGAGCCUGUUGCAGCGACUGAUGGAAGCGGCGGUGCCACUCUUCAGACCACAAGUACAUCUGCAGAGUUCAACGAAGCGCCUGAUAUGCCUAGCAGAGAAGGUGAUGUGGACCAUAAGUAUAACUCGGGUAAACCAAUGGAGGUCAAUAGUUCAGGCACUGCUGGGCAGCUUGGGAAGGAAUCCUUGCAGUUUGAGGACACAGAAAGGGGACAAACUGGCGAUAAGAGCAGCUCACUGGACAGCGAUGAAGACCUGGAUGCUGCUAUCAAGGAACUUCUAAAAACAAAGCGGAAAGUAAAAAAGAAGACUAAAGAUUCAAAGCUGAAAUGUAAGAAACGUGUAAGCUUUGGAGGUGUAGAAAUGUAUCCAGUUGACAGCCUAGAGACUGUAAAGCACAAAUCUGUCACCGAGCUUCCAGCAGGUGCUAACCAAAGCAUUCCCAAAAGCUACAUUUCAAAAAGUAGCAGUAGGAAUCUAAAUCUGAAAUUUAGAAGGAGUAAUUUUAAAAAAGAGAAGAAGUCUAAUGCUUCUGAUCAGCCGAAGCAUGUUCCUGAAUCAAAAGGGCAAAGCACUCUUGACAGCCCUGUAACUGGCAAGGAUCAUAGGGUAACUGGGCACAUAGAGCGCAUUGCUGAAGAUACCAGUUCAGUGGAUAGUGAUGAUAGCAUUGAGCUAGAAAUCAGGAAGUUUUUGGCUGAGAAGGCAAAGGCAUCUGCAGUGGGCAGCAAGCAUAAAGAGGAACACAAAGAAACCUGCAGCAGAAUAUCCAAUGAGGCGAGGGAAAUAAAGUUGGAAGCUCAGCAUGCUCAGCAGAUUGGAAUCUCAGCAAGUGUUGGGCUUCACAGUGGACAGAGCAACCAACUACAACCUGGCAGUGAGUCUGAACAAAUUAGUGCUACAGAUUCCCAGGAAUUCAUUGUGCGGUCAACUGAAAAGAGACCACAAGUCACUGUGGCUUUAGGCAAAAAUGCUACUGUUAGUCACCGGGUAAAAAAUGGGGAUGAGGCCCUGCAUAGACACAGCUUUGAGAAAAAGAGCUCUCAGAAAAGCAUGGGAGACAGUUUGGGGAGUACUUCAGCCGAGCAGAGGGGUCUUGUACUAUCAAGCCCCAGCACUGCAGAAAACAACAUUGCAGAUUUGAAGGGUGUGGAUCUGCACUCCAAUUCACAGGCUUGCCAGGAAACACAGGCAUCUGUUACAGAAGAAACAUUCCAGAUCAGAACUGUAAUUUCUAGUGAUGUUGAGGGGGGACAACAGCAGAAAAUGUCCAGCUAUUCCAGUUUGGUUUCGUGCAAUCAUCAAGGAAAAGUCAGGCAGUCAGAUAAGGUUAGACUCAACGUCCCAGCUGAUAACUUUAGCGCCAAGAGUUUAAACUCGGGGUGUGAGAAGGGGGAAGAAGUAGCAAAUCGAGAGAGAGUGUUUUCCAGUGCAGAUGUGAAAUCAGUCUAUUCAAAACACUCCAGUGUGGGGCAUAUGAUGUCCCCAGAAAAGAGACAGACAAGAGAGACAGACAAUGUUAGUUUACAAAGCUCAGUCGUGGAAAGUACAGUGUCCACCGAGAUGAAACAACCAGUAAGCGCUGUGCAGUUCACUAGACCCAAGCAGGGAAGAGCCAAGGACAGUGAGGACCAUUUUACUGACAAAGGGCGUUGCAGCUCAGAAAGCAACAAGAAAGCUAGAGAGUGUAACACUGAAGAACAAGAGGCAGGAGAUGUAGGCUUAGAUGAGACUUGCCUUGAAUCAGAUGAUGACCAAAGUGGGAUAGAUGCAAGAGAGAGAUUAAAAGGGAAUGGAGAGCAGUCUACUUUGUGAGUAUAGCUUAUAACUUUUUUUUUGUUUUGGAGUUUAGUAAUUGAUUUAAUGUGCCACAUAAAUUCCAGUAGUUUGACAGGUUGCAAGGGAUUCCAGAAUUGUUUGGUCCAGAAGGUGAGCACAGUGAAUACUAGUGCACAGUGCAAAAAAAACAACUUUUUUUGUACAUUAUUUUGUAAAAGAUAUUUAAAAAUAAUAAUUCUCAUGAAGUUGAGAAUUAAAAAAAAAAAGUCUUGUUUUUUCUUUUUUAUAUUCAACUGCAGUUGUGAAAUGUAUGCAGAACAAUAUAGCCAGUAGUUGUUUAUUUUUUUUCAACCGUGUAAUGUGCUGUGCUGCUCUGCAGGGUUUGGAAGCAGCUGCACUCCAUGCAAGGGUUUCUGUUCAUUUGUAAAGAACUGUCGGUGGUGCACACCUCUAUAGAAAACACCAGUACUUUACAGCUGGUCUCCUUCAUUGUGGUUUAUAAAUGUUGCAGACCUACAGUAAGACCACGCAGUCCCCAGUUUUUUAUGGCAUGCAUUAGUUUUGUAAUCUUUAAUAAUCUAAAAUUGUCAGUAUUAAUAUGAAUAUAAUACAUUCUCCAAAACAGUUUAAAUACAAACCCUUCUUUAAUACACUAUUAAUGGUAUUUUAUUGGUGAUCUGGUGUUUACUAAACCCACAUGCAUAACAAUUAUGAUCAAUACAUUAAGAUGAUGAUAAGAAAUGAUGAAUAGAUUCUAAAACUAAUAUAGUUGUCAUAAAAAGGGGAGGACAUUUAUAGUAAAACUGAUAUUCUACAUCAUUUAUAUUAAAGUGUGUGUUCCAUAUUUUUUAAAUUCCUAAAUCUCGUGCAAAAUAUGUUUUGUUUUUCUGCUGUGUGGCACUGUUGCAUAUUCCUGCUCCAUUUUAGUGUUUCCAGGUGAGGAUUUGAUUUACUUUAGGAAAUAUGGUUUGUACUCCAUCAUAUCAACCAGCAAUACUUGGACAGGAGUGGGAUAGAUUUUAUUGCACAGCGAUUGGAAACCUUUUCUUUAGGAUUAAAACUCGGAGCAGUUAAAUUGGAAUUCAGUUUUAAAAACCAAAUAAUAACAAACAAACAAACCCUGGCAUAGAUACUGUUAAUGUGUUUGGCAGCUUUAGCACAACAUAAUUGCUGUCAUAAAUUAAAUGAUACUCUGCUUUUUCUUUGUUAGUUAAAUGCGCUAACAAAUAUUUUGGAAGCAAUUCAUGACAGAUGUAAUUUCCUGAUUUUAAGAGAACUGAAAUCUGCUUUGUUUAUUUCAUAAGAGGAAGACAUUUUCUUUGUUUUUCUUAGUUUCUUAGUUCAGUGCUGUUAUUGCUUGUUCUUCUUGGUAGACACACUUAACUUCUGUUACAUUGCACCAGUAAUGCCAGGCAUUAAACAAGGCGAUUUCAGAUGAUUUUUUAAUAUAUUGUUAUAAUGCAGUUGGAGCGGCCCAUUUCUGCAUGUCCUCAUUUGCAUUUGGUUUGAACUUGGUCUGCUGCUGAUUGAAACAAAUGGUUUUAAAACUCUUUCAACUUGGUCCCAAAGGUUCUGUACUGUUGAUUUAAAAGAUGCUCAUUCUUGUAUAAAGUACAUUUUUUUCUUAGACAGUCUUUAGAGCAGACAAUUACACUAGGACAGACAACAGCUGAACAAGAACUGAUGUCCGGUCUAGUUAAUUUUACUUUGAAGAUGAGAAACUCAAACCUCAUUAUUUCUUAUGGGAUUGUAAACCGAUUUGAUAAGUACUGCUCGGAUUGGUUGAUAGGGAUUAUGUGUAUUUUUACAAUGAAUUAAACUGUCCCUCCCUGAAAUUCCCUCUGUACUUCCCUAUGUGGCCUUUAGAUGAGUUUAUGGAAGCCAUUAUCUGAAGUACAGCAAUCACAUUCUCGCCAUAAAAACAUUUCUUAGUUUCAGCAGUUAUAUUCGCCUAAAUUACAUCACAAAGAAAAUAAAUACAGCACCAGUCUUUCAUGUUCCCUGUGUAAUACUGUAAUAUCUAAAGCAGCUUAUUUUCUAGCAGUAUGAGUCAACACCACGUUUAUUUAAGUGCUCGGCUGAAAACUUCCCAACUGUUUACAAAUCAGCACACCCAAGAUAUGUUAGCCACUGUUGUUGCUGGUCACACUUGUUAUUUUGGCCAUUUCUUCAAAUAUCUUGUUAGAACUCCAUCACUGAAGUGUGUUUAUAAAUGAAGAUUGUGCUGUAGGCAACUAAAGAGUCUGAUUUUUGUUUUGUUUUUAGAAAAAAAAGAGAUGGUUUCGUUUUAGAUGCACUGUUAAAUUUGAGAAGUUUAGAAAGUCAAGAUAUCCGACAUAAGAAGGAAGUAGUUAAACCCUGUUUAACGUUGUCCUUUUCUUUCUUGUCUUUGGCAAAGUCCCUUUGAAUUUCUAAUGUGAAAACUAUGUUAUUUAUUUUUGUUCAUAUAAAUAAAGAAGACUUUACUGACUUUGCUGUGCAUUGCCAGUUUUCAUACAUAUUUUGAAGAACGGCUUCUCCCUUUUUUUGCUGUACAUGGAGAGGAUGUUCAAAUUUGAGCAGCUAUGUAAUAAAGAUUGGAUUUCAACUAUACCUCGAUUCCAAACUUUUUUUUUUUUUUUAAUAAUAAUAAAAAUAAUACAUUGGUCUGAUUUUUUACCAAAGUUAUGCCUUGGUCCCUCUUUCCAGCCAUGUUGACUAAUUGUCCUGUUAGCUUUACAUAUGAUGUGACCUGAAAGAAAUUUUAUUGUAAAGUUGUUGUUUGGAUACAAAGAAUGUAUAAAAUCAUCCAAUGC
Acipenser ruthenus (sterlet) is the source of this 6635-nucleotide messenger RNA. Its product is annotated as protein phosphatase 1 regulatory subunit 26-like. Gene Ontology annotation, biological process: negative regulation of phosphatase activity. NCBI's taxonomy places the organism in Eukaryota, Metazoa, Chordata, Actinopteri, Acipenseriformes, Acipenseridae. Bases 427 to 3876 code for a protein of 1149 amino acids. Gene Ontology annotation, molecular function: protein phosphatase inhibitor activity. The record is from RefSeq and is a predicted model, not a curated record. The transcript is spliced from 2 exons.